GAAAAAAAAUCUUAAUUUGGUUGUCAUUUGCCUUUUCUGUUUGUUCCUCGGUUCGUUUUAAAUAGUCAUUGAAAUGGCUCCGUAUUCCAAUUAUCCGGUUAACAGUUAAUUUUGUCUGAUUUUUGAACUCAUCUACUGUUUUUCAGUGAUUCAGUGGUCAACUUUAUCUGUGGUUCAAAAUUGUUUCAAUAGCUAUGUUAUCACUCUCAUCUCAAUUUCAAGAUGUUACAGUUGUUUCAGAUUGGCGCUUGGUUUUUAUUGGUAUUUUUUCUCUCUCUGACCACCUUCGGUUUCACCUUUAUUCUUCUCGUCCUAAGCUCAUUAAUAGCUUCUAUAGCAGGACUUUAUUUAGCCUUGCAUGUUUACAUGCAAGAAUGUCGCGCGAAUGGUUCGGAAAAUUAUGCAAAGCUAAGCCAGCUAAAUAUAUUUCCUACAAGGAAGUUCCUCAAAUUAUCGAGUCAAGGAAACCAGCGUUAUCCUGAUUAUAAUCCGUUAAAACCACCUUUAGUUCGAUGGGACUCUCUGAGUGGUGAUCCAGUGAUUGAUGAGCAAUUAAGAGAAAUUAUAGAGUUACUGUUUAGAGACAUAGUAGUGCCAUGGUUUUCAUCUAUCUCUGAUAGAGAUGAUGUUAUUGAUGACUUGAAAAAUAUUGUUUUUACUGUUGUACGAAACAUAAAUUCCAGAGUCAACCAGAUUGACAAAGUCCAUUAUUUAACAACCCAACUAGUCGAUGAUUUUGCUUCACACCUUCGCCUCUAUCGUUCAGCUGAACAACGACUGAGGAUACAAAAACUUCAAGAUGCCAAUGCAAAUCUUCUAUCUAUUUUCUUUGACCUAGAAUUUCAAAUGGAAAAAAAUAAACUUUGUAGAGAUGUUGUCAGUGAACAUAAUGAAACUUUCCUAAACUAUUUAACCAGAAUCUGUGAUACCAUUAUGUACUUGCUUCUUCCUCUAGACACUUUUGACAGUCGUUUAAUUCGUUAUUCUCUCCAGCAUUUAAUUGUACAUUCAAUUUUAUAUCCUUUCUUUGAAAUGAUCUCGGAUCCUGAUUUCAUCAACCAAACUUUAGUGUCUUUAUGUAAAAAUAAGGCAAACCAGCCUUCCACUCCUGAUAAUUUUCUUACCAUCAUACGAAAUUGUGAUGAUACUGAUGAGUUGAAUGCUGUUCUUGAGAUAGUUAACAAAGAAAUAGCUAUUCAAAGGUCACGCGACACUGGAGGUGAUGAUGAUUUUGAAAUUAAACAACAGCUGAGCAGUUUACUUUUGGUUCAAUCUGUUAUAAAACAGCGCUUCAAGUGCCUUAAUGAAGGAAGUUACGAUGAAGUUGAUACAAAUGGAUUAACUAUGAACUUGGAUCUACAGAAAUUCACAGGACCUGGCUCUAAACUAUUCCAAAUUCCAUUUGACGUUGUUCUUAAAAACAAUAUCGCUAUUUCAUAUUUCAUUGAAUACAUGGCAAGCAUUGGUCAGCAAGGAUAUGUUUACUUCUACCUAAAUGUUGAAGGUUUCAGAAUUUCUGCUGAACAGCAGUUAGCUGAAGCUGCUAUUACUGGACAAGCUUGUGCUGAUAGCCAAAGCUUGCAGGAGGCUGCAAUUAAUAUCUAUGACACUUAUUUGAAUCCAGAAAGUCGAAGUAAUCAUAAAAUCAAGAUCGAUGAAGACAUUGCUUGUCGUAUCUAUCACAGAAUUAAAAACGAACCUUUGUCAGAAACUUGGUUCGAUGAAGCACAGGAGCAAGUUUUACAAGCUAUGAAAGACAAUCCAAAUCUUUUUCCCAAAUUUAAAGUAUCGAUCCACUAUAUAAAGCUUUUAAGUGAACUUGAUUUAUUAAAAGAGGCAGCUGUUAACCACAACAACAACAAUAAUAAUCACGGCCACAUUAACUCACUAAGUCAUCGUCAAAAUUCCGACGAGGAUUCUCUUUCGAUAGACUCCAGGUCCAGCAUUGAAAAUGAUUGUGUUAGUGAUUCUUACAUUGACAAUCCAUUUUGUGCUACAACAAAGACAAAUGAAGAUUUUGGUCUCAAAGCUGAAAUAAGUAAUACGGGAAUCGUUCGUGAGUUUGGUAACUCCUAUGGCGUUUACUGUAUUUCUGUCAGUCGUCGAGAAUCUACCAAUGAGGAAGAGAAAUGGUGUAUUCUUCGACGAUAUUCUGAUUUCGAUUCUCUUCACCAAGUCCUUUGCCAAAAGUUUGAGACCGAAAUAAGAAACAAACUGUUUUUACCCGGAAAAAGACCAUUUAACAAUGUAAAUGUUGAAUUCUUGGAACAACGAAGAAAUUUACUUAAUAAUUAUUUGCAACAAAUUAUCCGACUAUAUGAUCAGGGUAAUGUUGCCGGACUCAAAGAUGCUGUGAAUAAAUUCUUGGAGCCAGGAAACUAUGAUAAAGGAAAAACUAGUCAAAUAUUUUCCAAAGCUGUCAAUAAUCUAGUGGUCAAUCCUUUUAAAUCAUCUGUAAAAUCUGUCGGAUCCGUAGUCAAAGUAGGCUCUGACAACAUUAGAGAUGGUUUCCAAAAACUUGCUCGAUUAGGCUCCAUCUCAUCUAACAGUAGUGGAGUUUCAUCUGCUAGUUCAACAAAUUAUAAUCGCUCAAACGGUCGUCAACGACCGUCUUUAAGUCCUUCAGCUUCAGUGCAAUCAAAUCUUUCAUAUCCUGAAAUAAAUAGUGACAAAGUCGGAGCAGCACUCGAAUCUGAGACUGAAAUUGACAACAUACCUUUAAGAGUCAUGCUUCUAUUAAUGGACGAAGUUUUUGAUCUGAAAAGCAAAAAUCUUUGGCUUAGACGUCGUAUUGUUGCUGUUAUUCGUCAAAUAAUUAAAUCAACAUUUGGAGACACCAUAAAUCGUAAAAUAUUGGAUUUUGUCGAAGACCUUACAUCUGCCUCUGCCAUCAGUGAUUACCUAAAAUACUCAAAAAGCUAUUUUUGGCCCAACAAUGGACGCCUUUUAUUAACUCAGGGUGAAAGAAAUCAUAACACUAAAAAGAGGACAAAAGUGGCAGCCAAGUUGCUACUAUUAUCAACAUUUUCCGAUGAAUUAAAGCAUAUCAUAGGAACUGAAACUGCUAGAAAGGGUUUACUCUGCGUUUUUCAAAUGUUUCAAAAUGAAACUCUAAAUCGUCGUUUAAUGUUAGUCUUGUUUGAAGGACUAUUACAGCAAUUAUUUCCAAAUAAUUUUUUCCCUCUUAUCUUGUCAAAAAUACAUUCUACAUCCCCACGAAUGCAAGAAUGGCUUAAAACAAACGAAUCAGAUAUCAGCUGGCCUCCUAAUUUGAAUCAUUUCCAUGGUCGCACGGCCUCUUCAUCUGCACAUUCAUCAAAUAAAUCAUCGCCCCUUCAUGGAAGAAGACGAUAGAGCAUUUAUACAAUCUAGUUAUAAAUUUAAAUUAUAAUUUGAAAACAAUUCAUUCGGCUACUGCUUUUUCAAAACACAAAAAAAAGAUGUGUUCAACUCUUUCAUUUUUAUUUUGAAUAAUCUCACAAUUCAGUUAUGUUCCUUAACGGUUACCUUCUAAUUUUAAUUGAAACCAAAAACAUGUUGAUUUUACCAAGCCUUAUAUUUGUUUUUUUGCAAUUUUAAAUUCCAUACAUAUUUUUAUUGACAACAUUUCAUGAAUUUCCAGAUGAAUGUUUUUCAUAAUAAUCUGGUAAAAGUUGAAAUAAUAUUUGUUCAAGAAUGCUGUUAACUUCAGGGCCACAAUUUUUCUUUAAUAAUCCUGCCCUACAAAUUGGACAUGUUGUUACUGAAGAUUCAAUUGUAUGGAUAAAACAAUCCUGUACGUACAAAAAAAUUAAAUGAUGCAUUAGUAUUGUAA
Molecule: messenger RNA, 3814 nt
Organism: Tetranychus urticae (two-spotted spider mite)
Lineage: Eukaryota; Metazoa; Arthropoda; Arachnida; Trombidiformes; Tetranychidae
Product: sorting nexin-13
Cellular component (GO): early endosome
Molecular function (GO): phosphatidylinositol binding
Source: RefSeq, a predicted model, not a curated record